UGUGGUAUACUGCUUAAGAUGUGGUGCACUAGACAGCAUUUGAAUAAGAACCAGUGGAUAAGAAAGUAGUGGCUGAGACUGAGAUUUAGAUAAGCAUGAAUAGAAGCAUAGAGGCUUUUAACAUUGUGUGGAUGAGAUGUGGUUAGAGAGAGAGGUAAUGGCAGCUUCAGGUGUAUGGAAGGCAUCCAUGGUAAGAAGUGGGAGAGAAGAAGUGUAUGUAGCAGCAAUGCCUCUGAGGGCCACAAAGGGACCACCCCAGCUCCUCAUGUCUGCUGCUUACUCUCUCAAUUUCUGGAAUUUCCACCAUUUCAUGGUCAUCAUCAACAAACCCUGCUCUUUUCAGCUUUUGGUUUAUGAUUUUCAACCAAAAGACCCUGAAGAUCCAUAUGCUGCACUAGCAGUUCUAUCUGGUAGAUCAGUGCCAGGAGCUGUCCUGGUGAGGAAGCUGAAAAAAUUGCCAAGAAGUAAAUGUUGGCUGGUUGGAUAUUCAAAAGAAGACGCUGAAAAAGUAGCAACUGAAUUCAACAAAACAUGGGAAACAAGUUUGAGAGUUGGUGUUCACGAUUGUCGUCACUAUACCAACGAUUUAGUGACAGAAUUGACCGGGGAAAAAGAUGUGCUGAAAUGUUUGAAGAACAUCGUCGCUUAAAUUGGCACGGUUGAAAAGGUGCAUCACUUGGGCUUGGGUGUACUAAUUAGCAUGUGCUUUGAACAUUGAAAACUCAAAAGUCUGAAAGGAAUGAAGCUGAUGGAGCUUGCCAUAAUAUCUUGGGAAUGUCACUAAUAAUUAAGUUCAGUCAUGGUACACUACCUAUCUAUUUUGGAAAUUUUCAAUUAAGUUUCAAAGCCAUGACGUAUAUAAUGAGAAGAUAAGUGCGGAAGAAAUUAAGAAUAUUAUAUUAUUCACUGUGUCCUACUUGCGUCACUGCUCUAUCCAUUGGCGAUUAGAAUUUUUACCAAAAUAAUGAUACACCACUAAAUAAAUAAAUACUAAAUUUAGACGUGCGAAAAUAAAAUGGAUAUACAAUUUAUAAAGUAUAUAAAUUAAGUUAAUAUUUAAUAAUUAUAAAAUUAAAAAAUAUAUACUCAAAUUAGAUUUUAUAUAAAAUUAUUAAAAUAUUUAAUUCAAAUUUAUUUAUUUAAUUUUAUAUUAUAUAUUAUCUUAUUUUUAGUUUUUUGAGCAGUGACUUUUUUUUAAGAUUAUAUUUAAAUACUAUAGUAUAAACAUAAAACUAUUAGAUAAAAUAUAAAUUUAAAUAUAAUAUUUCAAUAGUUAAUAACUUAAUAUUCAAUUUUCUAAUUUUGUUUUAUAUGAUUCACGAUAAUAUCAUGUAUUUUUAAUACAUAUUAUAAUUAAAUAAUAUUAAAAAAUAAUGAUAUAUAAAUGAUAUAAUUAAUGAAUACAAUUAGAUAAAAUAUUAAAAAAAUAAAAAAUUAUAAAAGUUUAAUAUUUUAAGAAUUUAUCACCUAAUAUACAUGUUUAACAAACUAAAAAAAAGAAUUGUGAUCAUCAACAAAAGUCUACAAAUUAAAUACUUGUGCAAAACAUUAGUACGAGCGAAGAAAAAAUAAUAAGAUAUAUGAGAUUAUGUGAAAAGAGGAGAUAAAGAAGAUGUGUGAAAUAAAUGAUAAUUUAUAUAGUAAAUAUAAGAAGGAGUGAGUAUAAAUAUAAAAGAAUAUGAUGAGUUAUGUUUUAUUAUUCAAUUUAUACUUAUUAAAGAUAAAUAAAAUUAACGUUAAAACUAUAUAGUAUCCUAUAUAAAAAUAAAUAGUAAGAGAAUAUAAAAAAUAUAAAGUGAUCUAAAAGAAUAAAUGCCAUAAGAGUGAGAAAAAAAAUUAAAAAAAAUGCUAAGUUAUAAUUCUAUAUAAUAGACUAAGAAGAAGUGGUUAUAAAAGAUUAAAAGAAGAUGAUGAAAUUAUAUUUAUACUUAUUAAAGAGAAAUAAUAUUAAUAUUGAAUGCAUAUAAUAUUUUAUCUAAAAAUUAAAAAAUAUGAAAAUAUAAAAAUUAUAGAAAAAAUUAAAAAAAUAUAAAUGUUAUGAAAAUGAAAAAAAUAAAAUAGAAUUUUAAAUUAUAAUAAUAAUGAAAUAUAUGAAAAAUAAAAGUAAAAAUAUUAAAAAUAAAAUAAUUCAAUUAAAAAUAAAAAAAUUAAAAAAUAAUUUAAUUACAUAAAUAGUAAAUAAAUUGUGCUAAUUAAUUAUAUUUAAAUUGAUAUGAUAUAAUAUCAAAAAGUUAGAAGAUUAAAAAUAUAUUAUGAAAUUAUUUUAGAUUAUGUUUUAAUAUAUUAUAAAUGGAUAAAUAGAUUCUUUGGUCUCAGAGGCGAGCCUGACAAAUUAGUGUCCGUUUACUCUACAGUCUACGCCAAAGAAAUUCAAAUGUGGGUUAGGUGGUAAAAGACCGAUUCAGCUAAUUUUUUCCCAUUCAUAAUUAUUCACUGCUAUUUGAGUAUUUGGCUUCUUCCGACACUACGUGUUCGCACCACCACUACUUUCUUUCUUAUAUUUUACAUGUAAUAUGUCACUUGUAAGAGUAGUAGUCAAAAUAUUCGAGAUGUACUACUCAAGUAUUUUAAGUUUGAGGAGUGUUAGUUCUUUAAGUUUUGUAAUUUAUAAUCAUUAAGUAAUUAUUAAUAAUAUUUUUAAUA
This is a messenger RNA of Arachis stenosperma, 2643 nucleotides long. RefSeq lists its product as uncharacterized. Bases 137 to 649 code for a protein of 170 amino acids. The transcript is spliced from 3 exons. NCBI's taxonomy places the organism in Eukaryota, Viridiplantae, Streptophyta, Magnoliopsida, Fabales, Fabaceae. The record is from RefSeq and is a predicted model, not a curated record.